GUGAGCCUAUCGCAUGUGCACGCCCUGCGCGCGCGCUGCGUGAGGACCGGUGCGCCUGUCGCCCGUGCACCCCUGCGUGCGCAGUGAGUGGAACCUGUGCGCCUAUCGCACGUGCACGCCCUAUGCGCGCGCUGCGUGAGGACGCGUGCGCAUGCUGACGCGCACGGGUUCGAUGCGGCGCGGCGGGCUUGGCAGUGCGCCUGUGCGGUCGGUGUGUCCUGAUGGAGCGCGGCGGCGGCUUCGGGACGGGAUCCCGGCCUGAGGGUACUGCGCGGGGUAGCCCUCUUUCAGGGAAGGUCGCAGAACCGGGCGCGGUGCGGACCUCUCACCCCAACUACAGGCCUCAAGGCAUGGAGGGAUUUUUGAAAUCUGAUGAGAGGCAGAGAUUGGCUAAAGAAAGACGGGAAGAAAGAGAAAAAUGUCUGGCUGCUCGAGAACAACAAAUCCUGGAGAAACAGAAAAGAGCCAAGCUCCAGUACGAAAAGCAAAUUGAGGAGCGAUGGCGAAAACUGGAAGAGCAGCGGCAGCGAGAGGAUCAGAAGAGGGCUGCUGUGGAAGAGAAAAGGAAACAGAAGCUCCGGGAGGAGGAGGAACGGCUGGAGGCAAUGAUGCGCAGGUCCCUGGAGCGCUCACAGCAGCUAGAGCUAAAGAAGAAGUAUUCGUGGGGAGCAUCACUGCCCAUGGGACCCGGAGGACGUGAUGGUGAAUCAGAAAAUACCCCACCCCCUCCUCUAGGUUUAGCAGCCAGCACCCUCCCUCCGGAUGCAGGGACCACUGCCACAGCUGCCGAGUCCACCAACGCAUGUGACAAACUUUCAACAUCAACUAUGAAUUUGCCAAAGCCGACGGAGCCUCCCAUGAGUAAACGCCUGUCUUCAUCCACUGUGGCAAUAUCGCAUUCCCCAGACCGAGCUCAUCACAUGUACCUUAGUGAAAUGGAAGCCAUUCUUUCACGACUGUUGAUACCUACACAGUCUUCUUUAGCAAGAAGCAGAACUUCAUUCAGGCUCUCUGGGCAGGCCAGUGACUCAGUAUUCCCUGUCUGUCCUCGUUUAGCUCUUCUUGGCUCUCUUAACCCUUCUUACAAGUCUUCACCAACUCGAAACAUUGAGAAGAAGAAAGCUGCAUCUACAUCUACAUCUACAUCUGACACAGGAGAUGUUGGGAAAGAAGCCCUUGUGGGAGGAGAGGCCUCUCUGGUGGAGAAGGUGAAGCGGGGGCAACGAACAGCAACUCCUCUUUCCACUGUGAAUUUUGGGUCCCCUCUGAAAAGAUGCGAGCUUUCUGGAAGCAUUCCUAAGAGACCAUCUUCUCCUGUGAUAUCCAAGACAACUACUAAAGCUUAUCCACAGUCUCCAAAGACAGCAAAACCUCCCUACUCAGGGUCUCCCGUGAGGUACCGCUUACCUCCCCUUUCCAGCCAAGAGAUGCCCAAGAAGAAAGCAGAUAAAGAGAAGAGCAACAAGGAAAGGGAAGGUGCCUUGACUCAGCAGACUGCUGGCCCGCAAGGGGAGGAAGCCCCAGAGAAGCACAUAGUGGACAAGCAUGCCAGCGAGAAGCACACUGCUGUCGCCGGAGGGAAGGCCGAAAACAGUGCAGCCUUGGGGAAGCCCACAGCAGGCACCACUGAUGCAGGAGAGGCUGCAAAGAUCUUGGCGGAAAAGAGAAGACAGGCCCGGCUACAGAAGGAACAGGAGGAGCAAGAACGACUGGAGAAGGAAGAACAAGAUAGGCUAGAGAGAGAGGAAUUGAAAAGAAAGGCAGAGAAGGAAAGGCUUCGCCUAGAAGAGGAAGCCCGAAAGCAGGAAGAAGAAAGGAAGCAGCAGGAAGAGGAAAAGAAGAAACAGGAAGAGGAAGAGAAAAGAAAGGCAGGCGAGGAGGCCAAGCAGAAGGCUGAGGAGGAGCUGUUGUUGAAAGAAAAGCAAGAAAAGGAAAAGCAAGAACAAGAAAAGCAAGAGAAAGCCAUGAUUGAAAAGCAGAAAGAAACAGCAGAAGCAAAGGCCCGGGAAGUAGCUAAACAGAUGCGUCUAGAAAGAGAACAGAUUAUGCUGCAGAUUGAGCAGGAGCGACUGGAGAGAAAGAAGAGAAUAGAUGAAAUCAUGAAGAGAACAAGGAAAAGUGAUGUGUCUCCAGAAGUGAAGAAAGAAGACCCCAAAGUGGGGGUUCAGCCUGCUGUGUGUGUGGAAAAUAAGAAAAAACCAGUUGUCCCCAGCAAAAUGGAAAUCAAUGGAUUGAACACCUGCCAGAAAGUUAAUGGUGUGGGUCACGCUGCCCCAGAAACUUAUCCCCAAGACAUUUUCUCUAAUGGGCUUAAGCCAGCUGUGGCACUUGUUCAUCUAGAUGCCCUUGAUGGGAAAUCAAACAGUCUGGAUGAUUCAACUGAAGAAGUUCAGUCUAUGGAUGUGAGUCCUGUUUCAAAAGAAGAGCUUAUCUCUAUCCCAGAAUUUUCACCAGUGAGUGAAAUGAUUCCUGGGGUGUCUCUCGACCAAAAUGGAACUGGUAAUGCCCGAGCACUUCAAGAUCUCUUAGAUUUCACUGGUCCCCCCACAUUCCCCAAGAGAUCCAGUGAAAAUCUCAGCCUGGACGACUGUAAUAAAAACCUUAUAGAAGGAUUUAACAGUCCUGGCCAAGAAACUCCUCUCAACACCUUCUGUUGACAAAUACAGCAUCCAUUUAAUGAAAGGUGUUUGGAGAACCAGUAAAGCCGCUGCCAGCCAUCUGAAGAAGCUUCUGACACCCUUACCGCUGGAUCCCAAAUUAUUAGCUCGGAAUGUGAUUGUAUUCCUAAGUAGUAUGUCUAACACUGGCCAUUCUUGUUAGAAACCUUGAGACUUUCACCUUGUUGGGCUUUAGCAAAGUUUCCUUUUACAGUUCUGUUUUUGAGCUUCAGCUGCUGAUAAAGCACUUCCUGUACCUCUCUAUUAUCAUAGUGACCCUCUGAAUAACCUGAGUGACUGGCUCAGCAGUUCGCUUUAUAACCAUUCUUCUUCCCAAAGUCGGAGCACAUAAACAUUUAGAUGUCUUUUCCUGUAAAAUAUUCUAGACAUUUACCCAAGCUCUAGUUAAACAUAUACUCGGCUUGCGCCGUAUAUAUCUCCCUGUCGUUUUUGAGACAGAGAAGAAAUUCAGGAGGUCCUCCAUCUCCAGAGUUUCUAUAUUGGAAGGCAGUAUCAAGAAGCCUUUAAAAAAUUAUUGUUCAGCUUUGCCACCUACAAAAAUGCAUUGCCCCACAUUAUUCUUUUGGGGUUAAAGUAGUAAGUUUGGCUGAGGAAGAAAGUCAAAACAGUCAGUAAUGAUUUCUGUUCUCUUAUGCAUAUUUGUGUAUACGUGGCAACUGAAUCUAGCAAGGACUCUUUCAUGUCACACCUUAAAAUCUUCACACGGUAGUCACUCCAGACCACAGCGUGGCUUUCCUAAUGACUUCUGUCUUGUGUGCAGGUGGUUGGUUUUCAUGUUGUUGCUAUUUUUUUUUCUAUUGGAUCUUGGAAGUUUUCUUUGUUUAUUUGCUCCUGUAUUUGCCCAGCUUUAAUAAAACUAGGCACAAAUGAAAAUCAUAGCGUUCUGAAACAAUAGGGGGCCCAUACUGAACCCAGUAUGUCACUUUCAACCUUAAGAAAACACCCGAAUGCGAAAAAUGACACUAAAAUGUAUACUCAUCACAUUUUAUGCCAUAUAAUGGCAUGUUUUCUUAAUUUUGUUUCUUGUGGUGAAAUGUGGCUUUCAGAUUAAAAUGACCUCUUCUUCUCUGAAACUUUUUGUUUUGACUGGUAUAAUUAAGGGUUUAGAAAGAUUCAUAAUUCUGAGAGAGGUUUGCAACCAGGAGAUAAAAAGAAGUCUCAGUAGUAAUCUUGUUCAUGUGCUUGUAUAGCCAGCUACAUUUAAGAAUGUAUUAGUUAAGGAAACUGUGCGUCUGCGUGUAUGUCUAUACUCAAUAAAAUACAUGCCUCCACAUAAUGCGGUGUUGUCCAUCUUGGCGAAUACUGGUGAAGUCCCUUCCUGACAAGCACACAGAAACCAUAGCAUGGUCUGGCUUUCAAAAAAUGCCUCUCAUUUUUCCUAAAACCUUAUUUUGCUAAACGUCUGUUGUCUUGUGAUUUGUUGUACCUCACAACACCAUUGUGACCGUAGUGAUGCCUCAUUUGCAUGAUAUAUACAUUGUGUUUAAUGUGAAAUACAUUUUCAUUGAAGAGUC
Molecule: messenger RNA, 4192 nt
Organism: Callithrix jacchus (white-tufted-ear marmoset)
Lineage: Eukaryota; Metazoa; Chordata; Mammalia; Primates; Cebidae
Gene: MAP7D2
Product: MAP7 domain containing 2
Biological process (GO): microtubule cytoskeleton organization
Cellular component (GO): microtubule cytoskeleton
Source: RefSeq, a predicted model, not a curated record